Diachasma alloeum is the source of this 2610-nucleotide messenger RNA. RefSeq lists its product as uncharacterized. The record is from RefSeq and is a predicted model, not a curated record. The coding region runs from base 371 to 2386 and encodes 671 amino acids. Gene Ontology annotation, molecular function: protein binding. The transcript has 3 exons. Gene Ontology annotation, cellular component: mitochondrial matrix. NCBI's taxonomy places the organism in Eukaryota, Metazoa, Arthropoda, Insecta, Hymenoptera, Braconidae.
UACACCUCCUCGGAGACACUCUUCGAGAUAUCGAAUGUUGCAUUGACGUAAUGAUUUUUAGCGACGCCAACGGAGAGUCGGCCAACUACAAGCGACGAAUACGAAAAAGGGUUUUUUGAGGGGAUUCCGGGAGACGGGAUUGCGGUUUUUCGGGAGAUUGAGGAGGUGAUGACGGGAUUUUGGUGAUUAGUCGCUCGCUCGGGGGGUCAUUGGACGAUAGCCGACAUUGGGACGGAGUCACUCCAGGGAGACAUAAUUUCCAACUUUGAUUUGUUAAUCAGGAUCAUCACAAGACUGUAAUCAACCUCGUUGAUGCCAAACCACGUGAAAGACUGAUUCAAAGAAACUUCAAGCCUGGAAUAAUCUAGAAAUGAAGCGACCGCACCUCUAUAAUCUUCUGCUCCGGCCCCUCACGACGUCCCGCCGAGGCCUCCACCACCGAACCACGCGGAACGCCUCGACAAACCCUAGCCCACCCCCUCGUCGUCGAGUGCUGGAGCACCUGCGAACGCGUUCCCUCAUUUCGCUCAGGGGUCCAGACACCCCGGACUUCCUCCAGGGUCUCAUCACCAACGACAUGCGCCACUUCGCCGAGGGCAUCCCCAACAUCUACUCCCUCUUCCUGAACACGAAGGGUCGAGUCCUCUACGACACGAUAAUUUAUAAAUCCCCAGAGGAGGACGUCUUCCUCCUGGAGGUGGACGCCUCCAUCUCCGCGGACCUCCAGCGUCACCUGAAGAUGUACAAGAUUCGGAGGAAGGUCGACAUCACGCCCCUGGGGGAGUCGAUGAAGGUCUGGGCGGCUUUCGUGACCGAUUUCGAUCCCCAGAACAUGAAGAACGUGGAAAAGUCGAAGUUCGAGGGGAGGAUCUUCCCCUGUGGGUCAUUGACGAACACUCGGAGUGAGUUAAUCGGUGACGUGAUGAUCUUUAAGGACCCGAGGAUACCCUCCCUGGGGAUGAGGAUUCUCGGUCACGAGAAUGUCUCUGGAGAAGAGAUCGCGAGGAGACUGGGACUCGAAGGAAGUGGAGAACGAAAAGUCAGAGGAGAGAUUUUGGGGAAAUUGGGGUUUGGAGGUGAUGGAAGUGUCUCCAGAGAAGAAAUUCUGGAGAAAUUGGGACUCGAAGGGAUUAAAGAUGACGAAAACCUCGUAAACAGAGACAUUUUCAAGAAAUUAGAACUUGAAUUGGGGGUUGGAGAUGAUGAAAUUGUCUCCAAACGAGAGAUUUUGGGGAAAUUGGGGUUUGGAGGUGAUGGAAGUGUCUCCAGAGAAGAAAUUCUGGAGAAAUUGAGACUCGAAGGGAUUAAAGAUAACGAAAACGUCGUAAACAGAGACAUUUUGAAGAAAUUAGGACUUGAAUUGGGGGUUGGAGAUGACGAAAUUAUCUCCAAACGAGAGGUUCUGCGGAAAUUAGGGCUUGGAGGUUGUGGAAGUGUCUCCAGAGAAGAAAUUCUGGAGAAAUUGGGACUCGAAGGGAUUAAAGAUGACGAAAACGUCGUAAACAGAGACAUUUUCAAGAAAUUAGAACUUGAAUUGGGGGUUGGAGAUGAUGAAAUUAUCUCCAAACGAGAGGUUCUGCGGAAAUUAGGGCUUGGAGGUUGUGGAAGUGUCUCCAGAGAAGAAAUUCUGGAGAAAUUGGGACUCGAAGGAAUUAGAGAUGACGAAAACGUCGUAAACAGAGACAUUUUCAAGAAAUUAGGACUUGAAUUGGGGGUUGGAGAUGAUGAAAUUAUCUCCAAACGAGAGGUUCUGAGGAAAUUAGGGCUUGGAGGUUGUGGAAGUGUCUCCAGAGAAGAAAUUCUGGAGAAAUUGGGACUCGAGGGGAUUAAAGAUGACGAAAACGUCGUAAACAGAGACAUUUUCAAGAAAUUAGGACUUGAAUUGGGGGUUGGAGAUGAUGAAAGAGUGUCCAAACGAGAGGUUCUGAGGAAAUUAGGGCUUGAAGAUGACGAAGAGAUGAGUUAUAAAGAAUUUAGAUAUCGUCUGGGGAUUGGCGAGGGGGUGGAAGACCUUCCCCCUGGGAAACCCCUCCCCCUGGAGGUGAAUUGCGAUUAUCUCCAUGGGGUGAGCUUCCACAAGGGGUGCUACAUCGGGCAGGAGCUGACUGCGAGGACACAUCACACCGGAGUCGUCAGGAAGAGACUCAUGCCUCUGGUUUUUGACGAUGUACCUGGGGGGAGGCUUGAGGUCGACGAGAGUGUCUUGGGGGAGGGGGGAAAGGCUGUGGGGAAACUCAAGGGGGUGGAGGGGAGGUUUGGACUAGGGUUGAUGAGGAUUGCAGAGGCUCUUGCGGGCGGGGGGUUGAGGGUCGGAGGGACCGGGGUCAAGGUGGUGAAACCGUGCUGGUGGCCUGUGGACAGUCCCAAGGAGAAGAGUGUUAAUUGAUGAGGUGGGGGUUGCAGUCAAUGCAAUGACAUUUUCAAGAAAUUAAGAGUUGAAUUAGGGAUUAAAGAUGAUGAAAAUGUCUUCAAACGAGAGAUUCUAACAAAUUUAAAACUUCUAGAUCAUGAAGAUGAUGAAGAGAUGGAUUAGGGGACGUUGGGGUAAAACGGACACUUGACUUUUUUUAAAAUGUUAAUGAGGGGUUGAAAUGUUGAUAAAAUUCAAUA